GGCCCGGCUGCGGAAGCUGAGGAAGAAGGAGGCCAAGCAGCGCUGGGACGACCGGCACUGGUCCCAGAAGAAGCUGGAUGAAAUGACAGACAGGGACUGGCGUAUUUUCCGGGAGGAUUACAGCAUCACCACCAAAGGGGGCAAAAUCCCCAACCCCAUCCGCUCCUGGAAGGACUCGUCGCUGCCGCCCCACAUCCUGGAGGUCAUCGAUAAGUGCGGCUACAAGGAACCCACUCCCAUCCAGCGGCAGGCCAUCCCCAUCGGCCUGCAGAACCGCGACAUCAUCGGCGUGGCUGAGACCGGCAGCGGUAAGACGGCGGCGUUCCUCAUCCCGCUGCUGGUGUGGAUCACCACCCUGCCCAAAAUCGACCGCAUCGAGGAAUCGGACCAGGGCCCCUACGCCAUCAUCCUGGCUCCCACCCGAGAGCUGGCCCAGCAGAUCGAGGAGGAGACCAUCAAGUUCGGGAAGCCGCUGGGCAUCCGCACGGUGGCCGUGAUCGGAGGGAUCUCCCGCGAGGACCAAGGCUUCCGCCUGCGGAUGGGCUGCGAGAUCGUCAUCGCCACGCCGGGGCGUCUCAUCGACGUGCUGGAGAACCGCUACCUGGUGCUGAGCCGCUGCACCUACGUGGUGCUGGACGAGGCGGACCGCAUGAUCGACAUGGGCUUCGAGCCCGACGUGCAGAAGAUCCUGGAGCACAUGCCCGUCACCAACCAAAAACCCGACACCGACGAGGCCGAAGAUCCCGAGAAGAUGUUGGCCAACUUCGAGUCGGGGAAGCACAAGUACAGACAGACCGUCAUGUUCACGGCCACCAUGCCGCCGGCCGUGGAGCGCCUGGCACGCAGCUACCUGCGCCGCCCGGCCGUCGUCUACAUCGGCUCCGCCGGCAAACCCCACGAGCGGGUGGAGCAGAAGGUCUUCCUCAUGUCGGAGUCGGAGAAGAGGAAGAAGCUGUUGGCCAUUCUGGAGCAGGGCUUCGACCCGCCCAUCAUCAUCUUCGUCAACCAGAAGAAGGGCUGCGACGUGCUGGCCAAGUCCCUGGAGAAGAUGGGG
Messenger RNA from Numida meleagris (helmeted guineafowl), 1054 nucleotides. RefSeq names its product DEAD-box helicase 23 (gene DDX23). Gene Ontology annotation, biological process: mRNA splicing, via spliceosome. Gene Ontology annotation, cellular component: catalytic step 2 spliceosome. Lineage: Eukaryota; Metazoa; Chordata; Aves; Galliformes; Numididae. The record is from RefSeq and is a predicted model, not a curated record. Gene Ontology annotation, molecular function: ATP binding; RNA binding; RNA helicase activity.